AUACUACUCGGUAAAGAAGAAGCACGACUCAGAUGUCAAAACAAGCUCGUUUCUAGGUCAACAUUCAUAUCUCUAGCACUGGAGAUGAUUUCCCAUUGCUCUCUAUGGUGUGGCCGGCAAUACAGUAUAAAGUUACAAUAUUUUUUUCUUUUUUGUUACAAGUGACACAAUAUUCUCGGUUUCUUCGACAAGUUCAAUUGUUUGAGGAAACAGAUACAGAUUUGUCAGAAAAUGAGUCAAGCAAGAAAAGAAGUGAGCGAAGAUAGGGCUUUUAAAGCAGUGAGCAAUUGAGAAGACACAUCUUUAGCAUGGUUAAUAUCCUGGAAAGGUUGACCAACGUGACAAACUCUACAGAGAUGCCUUUCGGGCGACAUUGCGUACAUUCCACGCCUCCAUACGAGCUGUCAUGCAUCACGGCCGCCAUUACGGCAUUUCUAGCUCUGAUGACACUUCCAGGAAACUUACUUAUCAUUGUCGCCAUUUUUAAAGACCCAUUCAAAGAAUUAAAGACGCCUUUUAAUUACUUUGUGCUCAACCUCGCUGUCUCCGACUUGGUGGCGGCUUUGGUUAUCGAGCCUAACUUCAUAGCUUACCACGUGCUCGAGAUGAAUGGAAGGCCAAACGAAUCGUACAUCGGCAUCCUGCACGUUAGCUAUUUCAUCUGCUGUAUGGCGUCCUUUCAAAGCAUCGCCGCUUUGUCACGUGAACGAUACCUGAGUGUGAGGUCGAGGCAGAGACGGCAGUUGUCACAGAAACGCACCUUCAUUAUUACAAUCGCUAUAUGGGUCACGUCUCUCACAUUCCCAUUUAUAUACUUCGCGACGAGUUUCUACAAGUUCAGUUUAGUCUUUGCCAAUAUCUUUAUCUUGGGGACUCUCGGGAUCAUCGCGUUUGCUUAUGUACGCAUCUACCAACGUCUUCACGCAAGAGUGGCAAAUACAGUGAGAGAGGGAACACGACGGGAAACCCGACAACUUGCUCGUAAUCGCGCGUACGAGCGUAAAGCAACAAGAGCGUUUUUCUACAUUGCGGUGGUCUUUGUCGCCUGUAAUAUACCGUCAUGCAUUGCUACGUACUUGGCAAACUUCUGUGACUUAUGCAGCUGUAAUUUCAUCCAUGUCGUCAGAGAUGCUCAAUUUUUGCUAACGCUGACAAGCUGCACGGCCAAUCAGUUUCUGUACUCACUGCGCAUGCCAACAUUUAAGCGCGCCUUGAAAAGCAUUAUGGGUUGUGCAGUGAGAGACGCGAAGGUCGCGUCGACCAGCGGUCAAACACAGAGCCAAUCAAACACAGAGCCAAAGAUUAAAGCUGCUGACGGCAACAUGGCAUUGUCGUCGAGGGAAGAGCCAUGGUGUAUCAGUAUAAGUUAGAAUGACCGAUGCGCAUCAAAACUGGUUAUGAUUGCUAACUUAGUAAGCUAAGCAUUGCUGAAGGGAUAAAACAAAAGUUUACUAAUAUAUGAGUUCCUUGCUCUUUCAAGUGUUGAGCAGCGAUCACAUUUAGUUUCUUUUGGGAGAUAAAUUUUGUUAAAAUGCCAUCAAGGCAUCAGCACACAAGAAGGUGACGAGCAAUAGGUUAGAUUGAGGCCUAAGCGCAUUCUCUCUGUAAACGUGGUGAUUGAAAAUUUGACAUUAAAGCUAAACAAACACAA
Molecule: messenger RNA, 1651 nt
Organism: Nematostella vectensis (starlet sea anemone)
Lineage: Eukaryota; Metazoa; Cnidaria; Anthozoa; Actiniaria; Edwardsiidae
Product: D(1A) dopamine receptor
Exons: 3
Coding region: 309-1370 (353 amino acids)
Biological process (GO): G protein-coupled receptor signaling pathway
Cellular component (GO): membrane
Molecular function (GO): G protein-coupled receptor activity
Source: RefSeq, a predicted model, not a curated record